AUGACUAGUCAGGAAGCCAUGGAAGCUGAAUGCUUACAUCAAUUUGGAGUUGCACCGAGAACCAGUGAUUGCAGAGGAAGUUACAUCAACAUGACCUGGAUUAGAAAUGUGAAAGAAGGAUUAAUUUUAAAUGAUCGAGUUGCCAUGAAAAAGUAUGUUAAAUGCCAUAUAUUGUUGUUGUUUGGGUCAAUCUUAUUUGCUGAUAAGUCUGGGUCAGCGGUUCACUGGAAAUUUCUUCCAUUGCUUCGUGACUUCUCACGGAUACACGAAAUUAGCUGGGGAUCGGCAUCCCUAGCACACUUGUAUAGAGCAUUGUGUAGAGCAUCUCGAUUUGAUUGUAAAGUGAUUGAUGGUCCACUGACAUUGUUGCAUAUCUGGGCUUGGAUUCGUAUGCCGUUCCUUGCUCCGAUUUCUAGAACCCCGCGGUUCUUUCCACUGGCUAACCGAUGGCGUAACUGGGAGCAUCAUAAUUGGCCAUAUAGAUAUCAUACUGUUGCUUAUUUCAGGAGAUUGUUAGAUGAAUUUGUUUGGGAAGCUUACGGUGUUGAUCGGAUAGAGGCAGAUGUCAUUCCAGAAGAUAUUCGUAGUCAAUCAGAAAUUUGGAGUGCAACGGUACCGUUGAUAUUGUUUGAGACUCUUGAAUGGCAUGCAACCGAUAGGUGUAGGACACAAUUUGGGUUCGUACAGGGUGUCCCACAUCAGGAGAGGUCUCUAGAUGGCCAACAUGAUGAGAUUUUGAUCGGAUCCAAAAAUUUGGAUUGGUCUGUCACACACAGAUUUUGGAUAAUGCAGUGGACCAACCGAUAUAGUCAUGUCCUAAUUCAUGAGCAUGUGCCUUUGCAUCAUCCGUUAGAGCUUUACAUGUAUUGGUACCGAGGAAAAUACGGGACUCAUUUGCACUUGUCUGAUUUGGUCUUACAAGAAGAUCAAGAGGGUGUUGCUAACCCGAAUCAGCCACACGAGCCCGAGCCGCAACCAUCAUUACAAAGGGAACAACCUCCACAGUCAACACCACUACAAGAGCAAUCUCGCCAUCUUUAA
Arachis duranensis is the source of this 1041-nucleotide messenger RNA. RefSeq names its product serine/threonine-protein phosphatase 7 long form homolog. Lineage: Eukaryota; Viridiplantae; Streptophyta; Magnoliopsida; Fabales; Fabaceae. Gene Ontology annotation, biological process: meristem development; meristem maintenance. The record is from RefSeq and is a predicted model, not a curated record. The coding region runs from base 1 to 1041 and encodes 346 amino acids. The transcript is spliced from 3 exons.